Molecule: messenger RNA, 1809 nt
Organism: Chenopodium quinoa (quinoa)
Lineage: Eukaryota; Viridiplantae; Streptophyta; Magnoliopsida; Caryophyllales; Amaranthaceae
Product: scopoletin glucosyltransferase-like
Exons: 1
Coding region: 104-1447 (447 amino acids)
Molecular function (GO): UDP-glycosyltransferase activity
Source: RefSeq, a predicted model, not a curated record
AAUGAAUAACACAAUUUUUGUUUUACAAAUUGCUUUAGCAUCACCCUAUAUAUUAAAUCUAUGAAUCACAUCAAAAAUUCACAACAGAACAAAAGAACUCAUCAUGUCUUCAAUGAGUAGUGUUGAACCACAAAACCUUCAUGUAAUCUUUUUCCCAAUGAUUGGCCAUGGUCAUAUGAUCCCAAUGUUAGACAUUGCAAAGCUAUUUUCCAGCCAUCAAGUCAAGACCACCAUAGUAACCACCCCUAGCAACGCACCAACUUUUACAAAGCCACUAGAGAGCUAUAGAAACGUCGGCCCGAAAAUCGAUAUAGAGAUCAUCCCGUUUCCCUCCAAGGAGACUACUUGCCUUCCUGAGGGAGUAGAGAAUUUCGAGCACGCAACUUCCCCGGAACUCGUGGCGAAACUGUGGAAGGCAACCUUGUUACUUCAAAAACCGCUCAGGGUAGUGUUAGAAAAAUACAAACCUAAUUGCUUGAUUGCGGACAAGCUAUUCGCAUUUGCAACCGAAGUUGCAGCCGAAUUUAAUAUACCAAGGUUAGUGUUUCACGGGACAGGCUUCUUUUUGCUAUGUGCAUUAGACGCUAUAACGAAAUUCGAGCCGCAUAAAUCGGUUUUAUUUGAUGAGGAAGAGUUUGUUAUCCCGCACCUUCCACAUGAAAUAAAAUUGACAAGAUUAAAAUUGCCUCAACAUAUUCGAGAAAAUGAUAAUAAUAAUGAGUUGGUGGAAUUUCUUAAAAGUGCUGUUGAAUCAGAGGAAAGAAGUUAUGGGGUUAUAGUGAAUAGCUUUUAUGAGCUAGAACAAGAUUAUGCUGAUCAUUAUAGGAAGGUUAUGGGUAGAAGGGCAUGGCAUAUAGGUCCGGUUUCGCUAUGUAAUAAAGAAAAUGAAGCUAAAUUUUAUAGGGGAAAGGGUUCAUCAAUUGAUGAACAUGAGUGCUUAAGAUGGCUUGAUUCUAAGAGGGAAAGUUCGGUUGUGUACGUGUGUUUUGGCACCUUGUCCAUGUUUUCGACGUCUCAGCUUCGUGAGAUAGCAAUGGGACUAGAGGCCUCGGGGCAGGAAUUCAUAUGGGUGGUGAAAGGGAGCAAGGAUAAUGAAAAGGAAGACGAGUGGCUGCCUAAGAAAGGACUAAUUAUAAGGGGUUGGGCGCCACAAGUGUUAAUACUAGAUCACAAGUCGAUAGGAGGAUUCGUGACUCAUUGUGGGUGGAAUUCGAUUCUAGAAGGCGUGUCUUGUGGGAUUCCUAUGGUCACUUGGCCUAUAUUUUCGGAGCAAUUUUACAAUGAGAAAUUGGUAACAGAGAUUUUGAGGAUUGGGGUUGGUGUAGGGGCAAAGGAAUGGAGCAGGACCGUGGAUGACGCGAAUGUAAAAUCGGAAGAAAUUAAUGAGGCCAUAACAAGAGUAAUGGUUGGUGAUGAAGCUUUAGAGAUGAGAAGCAAGGCUAAGUAGCUAAAAGAAAAGGCAAGGUUGGCUAUAGAUGUUGGAGGUUCAUCUUACUCUGACUUGAGUUCCUUGAUACAACAACUACGUUCUUAUCACUUGGCCUAAUAACAUUUUUUUGACUUCAAGUAACAAAAUGUAAUAUGGCUGCAUAUUACGUUGCAUGUUUGCCUAUUUGAAAUUCUUGUGUGAUUGUGUGAGUGUUUGUGUGUGGGUUGAGUUUACAUGCUCACAUGUGCGUGCUUGCUUGUAUGUUCGUCUUACAGUUUGUAAUAAUACUUUUAUUAGUUGUUACAACGGUUGUUAGUUUGUUAGUAUGUAUUUUUUUGUCUUAACCAUACUUUGCUCACACGAGCGAAGGCAGAUCCAAG